GAAAAGUUAUGAAUCCACAGAUUUUUGGCAAAACAAAGGAUGUAGUGAUACGACAAGUUGCUCUCCCGACUGCUGUGUUAUCACAUCGUGUCGCAAGAUGUCGACCAGUUACCGAGAUUUCUACAAUUCCCCCACCGUCCAAUAAAAAGAAUUCAACCCCUCCACCGCAAUUCAGAAGACGUGCUCCACGCCGAGCUAUUGAGAAACCUCCCUGUGUGCUAUACUGCACUCCUGACUGCACAUCUGCUCCUUCAUCAAGCUUCAGUGACUUGCCCUCCAAUGAACACGUAUUGUUGUUUGACGGUGAUAAACACAAUCCCGAUCAAGAGAAGGUUCUAGCUCUUUCCAGAAUGUUCGACAAUAUACUCAGAGAGAUACCACGUCUUCUAGAUAACCACGACUACACUAUUUACACAGAUGAUUUGGAGUUUAUAUCUCAUCUUCCCAUGCUCAGAACUGUACAUGGUAGACAAUCCUAUAAAGUUGGUCUAACAGCAUGGUUCAGAUCUCUGACUCUACUCUACACCGACCUUUACAUUGACGUGCUGGAGGCAGUGAAGGAGAAGGAGAGUGUAAGUGUGAGGUGGGCUAUUUGUGGCAACAGCAGAAUCAACUCCUCUUUUGUUCGAGUGUUUGACGGCACCUCCACAUUUUACCCAGAACGGACGGGACUCAUCAAGACUCAUAUCCUGGACAAGGUUGCUGUGGAUAAGUGGAGAAUGUACCAGACAAUCUCAAUGAGCACUCCUUCCGGCUAGCACGCCCCACAAGCUUUCACAUUUUAUUUUAUCUGAAGAUUAAGAAUAUGGCUAAAGACAAUAUAAGAGAUGCAUGGUACUCAUUUAACAUACUCCUAGGAAUUUGAUGAUGGUUGUUGAUUAAAUGGGGAAAAAUUAUUUCAUCGAAUUUGAAGUCUAAUCUUUAAAAUGGGGUCCACUUUACUGUCACUUUAUUUCAUUUUUACUUAAUGGCAAGUUUUCUUAAUGCUAUGAUCUCUAUAUAAACUAUCAGUAUAAGUAAACUGCAGAACUAGGGUUGACUUUCCGGACGUUUUCUGGCCAGUGGUCAUUCCUUGCAUGCAACUGCCGAGGCCUCAUUCGAAAAAAAUAAAGGUAGCGCAUAACUGAUAUUGAUAACGAAGUGUAGUCAGUAGUGAGACAAUUAUACAAGGAUUAUUGACCAAAAACAAAAAAUACGGCACUGUCGAUUAUAUUCAAACAAUUUCUUAAAUAUCCACGUUGAAUUCGUUGAUUGUGGCUGUGACCCUAUUAAAUUAUGUUGAUCAAUCUCAGAUCCACAAACCUGUCCUAGUGCUGGACGACGAGCCGCGCAUUGUGUCUCUACUUGCUUCUCCAGCCUGACGCCGCGCGCACUCUUUACAAUAAACGGUCAAACUCUCAAUCGGUAAUACUAAUGCAAAUCUACUUAAUUGGUAACGAAAAAAACUGUUUUAUCAUAAUGAAUCUCAGUUAAAAUUUAGAACGUUGCUCAAAAUAUAUUAACUUUGAGUUAAUUUUGAAAAUUUGUUGUUACUCCUAAGUCUAACUUUAAGGUAAAAUUAAGAUUUUAAUUUGUAAUCGUAGACUUAAAUUUAGUUUAUUUCUUGUGUGUUUUAUUAGUCUUUUAUAUGGUCUGUGGUCACCUUUUAGUGUAUUUGUAUUAUCAUAUUGCCUAUUAUCGGCUUGAUGUUUUAGUGAAAAUAAAGAGUUAAUUUGAGUUUGAGUUUUUUUUUUCCUUUAAAAUUUGCAGGAAGCAUAGAUAAUAUUAAUAAAUUCCAUUAACAAUUUUGAUGCUUUACUACAUUUCGAUAGCAGUGUAUUUUUUACUCAGAUUUUAAUGAAAAUAAUAAAUGAAAACAUUAUAGUUUAUAGUUUAUACUUAUAGAUUAUACUUACC
Messenger RNA from Bolinopsis microptera, 1896 nucleotides. RefSeq lists its product as uncharacterized. The transcript has 8 exons. The record is from RefSeq and is a predicted model, not a curated record. The coding region runs from base 9 to 758 and encodes 249 amino acids. NCBI's taxonomy places the organism in Eukaryota, Metazoa, Ctenophora, Tentaculata, Lobata, Bolinopsidae.